Messenger RNA from Penicillium brevicompactum, 849 nucleotides. RefSeq names its product nucleosome assembly factor ASF1 (gene asf1). Gene Ontology annotation, cellular component: nucleus. The transcript is spliced from 4 exons. Gene Ontology annotation, biological process: DNA replication-dependent chromatin assembly; nucleosome assembly; nucleosome disassembly. Bases 1 to 849 code for a protein of 282 amino acids. The record is from RefSeq and is a predicted model, not a curated record. Lineage: Eukaryota; Fungi; Ascomycota; Eurotiomycetes; Eurotiales; Aspergillaceae. Gene Ontology annotation, molecular function: histone binding.
AUGUCCGUCGUUUCACUCCUCGGGGUGAAAAACCUCAACAACCCAGCUGCUUUCACCGCUUCUUAUCAAUUUGAGAUUACCUUCGAGUGUCUUGAACAACUUCAGAAGGAUCUCGAAUGGAAACUCACUUACGUCGGAUCCGCUACCUCCUCCGAGUAUGACCAGGAACUUGACUCUUUGCUCGUCGGCCCCAUCCCAGUCGGUGUGAACAAGUUCAUAUUCGAGGCCGAUGCGCCGGAUGUCAAGCGCAUCCCUACAUCGGAGAUGCUGGGUGUCACUGUCAUCCUCCUCACAUGCAGUUACGACGGCAGAGAAUUCGUUCGAGUUGGCUACUACGUGAACAACGAGUACGAUAGCGAAGAGCUCGCCGCUGAGCCUCCUGCGAAACCUGUCAUCGAGCGCAUUCGCCGCAAUGUCCUCGCAGAAAAGCCCCGUGUGACCCGCUUUGCUAUCAAAUGGGACUCCGAUGACUCGGCCCCGGCUGAGUACCCACCUGACCAGCCUGAGGCCGAUGGCCUUGACGAUGACAGCGGUGCCUACGGUGCCGAAGAACGUGAGCUCGAGGCUGCGCUCCUGAAGGAGCUCGAAGAUUCCAACAAGCCCCCUCCCGGUGAGGACCAGGAGAUGGAGGGCGCCGAUGCCCCUGCUGGCAAAGAAGAGGAAGAAGAGGAAGUAUCUGAUGCUGAGAGUGAAGAUCUCGAGGCUGAGAGUGAUGACGACGAAGAUGACCUUGAAGAGGAGGAGGGUGGUGAUGGCGAUGACGACGUCGAAAUGGGCGAUGACACCGAGCAAAAGGAUGAAUCCGCCAAGGCCCCUCACCAGGCUCAACCUGAGGUGAUGGUGCACUAG